AUGUUGGUGAACACGGCCCCCCAGCCCCAGCGCGGGGCCAGCGCCGCCCUGGCCCUCUUCCAGCUCCCCCACCGAGGAACAUGCUCCAUCCCGACCCAGGGUCAGCCUCUGGAGAAGGGGACACCAGGUGCAGGGCAGCUGAAGUUUGGGGAGCUGGAGGUGGAGGUUCCCCCUGUCCCGGAGCCAGAUGGGCUGGAGAAGCUGGUGCUCACCAGGGGUUUGCUGACGUGCUGCAAGACCGACAUCCUCAGCUGUCAGCUGGAGAGCUUCACCCACCGGGCCUGCCUGCUGCUGGACGUGGUCCUUCCCACGGUGUGUGCCCUCACCAAGGAGCAGAAGGACUGCCACUACUACUGCUUCCAAGCCUGUGCCCUGUGGCUGCAGCGCCUGCGGGACAGCCUGCCUGCCCUCCAGCGCCUGACGGGGACCCGCGUCCUGGGACAGGACACCGAGCUGCUCCAGCGGCUCACCCAGCUGCUGUGGGACAACGCCGAGACCCCGGUGGAAGGGGUGUCCGAGUUCAUCCACACCUCCUUCCGACUGCUCCUGGAGAUCUACCACCUCGAGUGCCAGCACUUCCAGGACCAGGAGAGACCCCUCUACCAACAGAUGCUGCAGAGGGUGGUCUCCAUGCCGUGGCAAAUCAAAGCCAGAUACGUGCCCCUGUGUGCCGUCGUUCCCUACCUGGGCAGCCAGAGCACUGCCAGGAGAUGCAGAGACAAGCACCUGGAGGAGGCUCUCCGGCUGUCGCGGGCGCUGAGCGAGGGUCUGCGGGCGCUGGGUGAGGCGGAGGCACGGCCCCUGCUCCGCUGCGUCCUGGCUUUCCAGAUGGAGGCAACCGGCAGCUCCAGCUCCUUCCAGAAACUGGAACAGAUGGUGACCCAGCUGGCGGUGGGGAAGGAAGCCCUGCUGUCCCGGGAGGUGGGCGCGCUGCUGGCCGGCCUGGUGCCGCCGGGAGAGGUGCUGUCUCCUGGGGACCUUCAGUCAGUGUGCAUGUUCAUGGAGGAGAGCAGCCUGGGCCGGCAGCACUGGCAGCAGAACCUGGCCCCGCUGCUGCAGGGCCUGGCCACCACCUUGCGCUGGGUGCUACGGAGCCAGCCCCCUCCCGCCGGCACGUGGGGCUACCUGGCUGUCAAGGCCUGCCUCCAGCUCUUCCAGGCGCUGCCGAAGGACGUGGCCCCCCUGGUGUGGAGCACGGUGGGGAAGAGCAAAGCCCUGCAGAGCCUGCUGGGGCUGCUGCUGGAGGUGUCAUGGGGGAAGGCCCCAGACAAGGAGACGCGGCUGCUGGCGGGGACAGCCCUGAGCAUGUUGGUGAACACGGCCCCCCAGCCCCAGCGCGGGGCCAGCGCCACCCUGGCCCUCUUCCAGCUCCCCCACCGAGCAGGUGCAGGGCAGCUGAAGUUUGGGGAGCUGGAGGUGGAGGUUCCCCCUGUCCCGGAGCCAGAUGGGCUGGAGAAGCUGGUGCUCACCAGGGGUUUGCUGACGUGCUGCAAGACCGACAUCCUCAGCUGUCAGCUGGAGAGCUUCACCCACCGGGCCUGCCUGCUGCUGGACGUGGUCCUUCCCACAGUGUGUGCCCUCACCAAGGAGCAGAAGGACUGCCACUACUACUGCUUCCAAGCCUGUGCCCUGUGGCUGCAGCGCCUGCGGGACAGCCUGCCUGCCCUCCAGCGCCUGACGGGGACCCGCGUCCUGGGACAGGACACUGAGCUGCUCCAGCGGCUCACCCAGCUGCUGUGGGACAACGCCGAGACCCCGGUGGAAGGGGUGUCCGAGUUCAUCCACACCUCCUUCCGACUGCUCCUGGAGAUCUACCACCUCGAGUGCCAGCACUUCCAGGACCAGGAGAGACCCCUCUACCAACAGAUGCUGCAGAGGGUGGUCUCGAUGCCGUGGCAAAUCAAGGCCAGAUACGUGCCCCUGUGUGCCGUCGUUCCCUACCUGGGCAGCCAGCAGGUGCUGGACGCCUACCCGGACCUUCCGCAGCACCUCCUGAGCUGCCUCUCCACCAACCACCUCUGUCCCACCGCCACCGAGGUCUACAAGGCCCUGGUGCGGCAGCAGCGUGCCGAGGGGCAGGGGGGCACGGAGGCAGCCCUGGCAGAGCGGUGGGCACUGGCCUGGCUGCCCCUGCUCUCCCAGGCCCUCCGCUCCCCCCUGCCCAUCCUGCAGAGCAAUGUCGCCAACCACCUCCUGGCCUGGACUCUGCAGCAGCUCCCGGCUGCCCACGCACUGCUGGCUGCCCGCUUCAGCGCCCGGGACACGGCGUCGCUCCGGGCGUGGGUCUCGCUGCUGAAGGCACAGAAGAGCGUGGCGGGGACCCUGCCGCUGCGGGGCGAGGAGCUGGAGCGUCUCUCCUGCUGCCUGGGCGCCCGGGAGGACGGCGUGCGGCUGGCGGCGCUGGGUCUCCUCUGCUGCAGCCCCAGCACCAACCGACCCCUCUCGGGCAGCGAGAUGCGGCUCCUGCGGGAGUUCCUGCCCCUCAACCUCAACUGCGACUCCUCCUCGUUCCGGCAGCUGCUGCAGGCGGCGGUGAGGAAGGCGCUGGUGCGGCUGCGGGACAGCUCGCUGGCCCAGCUGCGAGGGAAGGUGGCCCAAGGAGCCCAGCCCAGCCAGGGAGCGGAGCAACUGGCCCAGGCAGUAGGAUUCGUGGAGUGGCUGCUGCAGCUCAGCAUCACCUCGCUCAGCCCGGGCGCCAACUACCAGAGGAAGAAGACGGCUCUGCUCCUCCUGGCCGCGGUUCUGGAGACCUGCACGGACACCUGGAGCCCCGAGAGGAAGAAGGGCCAGCCCCCACGGACCAUGGCCACGCUGCUGAGCUACGCCAGGCAGAGCGGCUGCUGGGACUUCUUCUCCCAGCCCAAUUUGUUGGCCCUGCUGAGCUGCUUGCAGGACAGCACUAACGAGAUCAGAGACUUGGCCUCGGAGCUUCUUGUCCGUUACUUUCCCCCCACGUUCCCUGAGCCCAUCGCCCUGGCUCUCUUCCAGCUGGCCCAGGAGGCCCUGGGCAGCCCGCGAGUGCAGGAGGCUGAAGCUGGAGCCGUGCUGAUGAAGACCAUCCUGCAGAAGUCGGACAGCAGCACCAUGAAGAGCCUGGCCCUGGAGGCUGAAGCAGCCCCCACGUUGCCCAACCGAGGGCUGUGCUUCGCCCAGCACCUUCUCCACGUGCUGCAAGCCCAGUACGCGGCGGCGUGCCAGGACCUGCUGCAGGCAGCAGCCACCGCACCGAUGCACGGAGCCAUCGCAGCCCUGCGGAGGUGCCUGCUCCAGGUGCCGGAGGUGGCCGCCUCCAUGCGGGCAGCAGAGCUGGCGCAGAGCUGGCAGGAGCUCCUCACCCGCCUGGUGACCACCACCAAGGACAUCACCUCCUUCCUUCUGGGCGCUCUGCAGAGCCAGCGAGGCCCCGGCACCGAUGAGCAAGCUGCGGCCCCAUCGUUUGCAGACAUGGGGAACGCCAUCGGCUCCCUCAUCAUGCUGGGGAAAGGCCGGGGGCAGGAGGAAGAGGAGGAGGAGGACUCAGUCCUGCUGUCGGAGGAGCACAGCCUGAUCCUGACCUGCUGCUGGGUGUCGGUGAAGGUAGGCACCCCUCCCCAUGGCACCGGGGACAGGGGCACCCCAGCACAGCAACCACCACCCAGCUCACCCCCGCAGCCGGGCUCCUCGGUGCUGGACGCCUACCCGGACCUUCCGCAGCACCUCCUGAGCUGCCUCUCCACCAACCACCUCUGUCCCGCCGCCACCGAGGUCUACAAGGCCCUGGUGCGGCAGCAGCGUGCCGAGGGGCAGGGGGGCACGGAGGCAGCCCUGGCAGAGCGGUGGGCACUGGCCUGGCUGCCCCUGCUCUCCCAGGCCCUCCGCUCCCCCCUGCCCAUCCUGCAGAGCAAUGUCGCCAACCACCUCCUGGCCUGGACCCUGCGGCAGCUCCCGGCUGCCCACCCGCUGCUGGCCGCCCGCUUCAGCGCCCGGGACACGGCGUCGCUCCGGGCGUGGGUCUCGCUGCUGAAGGCGCAGAAGAGCGUGGCGGGGACCCUGCCGCUGCGGGGCGAGGAGCUGGAGCGUCUCUCCUGCUGCCUGGGCGCCCGGGAGGAUGGCGUGCGGCUGGCGGCGCUGGGUCUCCUCUGCUGCAGCCCCAGCACCAACCGACCCCUCUCGGGCAGCGAGAUGCGGCUCCUGCGGGAGUUCCUGCCCCUCAACCUCAACUGCGACUCCUCCUCGUUCCGGCAGCUGCUGCAGGCGGCGGUGAGGAAGGCGCUGGUGCGGCUGCGGGACAGCUCGCUGGCCCAGCUGCGAGGGAAGGUGGCCCAAGGAGCCCAGCCCAGCCAGGGAGCGGAGCAACUGGCCCAGGCAGUAGGAUUCGUGGAGUGGCUGCUGCAGCUCAGCAUCACCUCGCUCAGCCCGGGCGCCAACUACCAGAGGAAGAAGACGGCUCUGCUCCUCCUGGCCGCGGUUCUGGAGACCUGCACGGACACCUGGAGCCCCGAGAGGAAGAAGGGCCAGCCCCCGCGUGAGUAUGGGCAGCAUCACCCCUCGGCUGCAGGGCUGCUCUCCCCUGUCCCUGUCCCACCGCCCCGUGUCCCCACCGCAGGGACCAUGGCCACGCUGCUGAGCUACGCCAGGCGGAGCGGCUGCUGGGACUUCUUCUCCCAGCCCAAUUUGUUGGCCCUGCUGAGCUGCUUGCAGGACAGCACUAACGAGAUCAGAGACUUGGCCUCGGAGCUUCUUGUCCGUUACUUUCCCCCCACGUUCCCUGAGCCCAUCGCCCUGGCUCUCUUCCAGCUGGCCCAGGAGGCCCUGGGCAGCCCGCGAGUGCAGGAGGCUGAAGCUGGAGCCGUGCUGAUGAAGACCAUCCUGCAGAAGUCGGACAGCAGCACCAUGAAGAGCCUGGCCCUGGAGGCUGAAGCAGCCCCCACGUUGCCCAACCGAGGGCUGUGCUUCGCCCAGCACCUUCUCCACGUGCUGCAAGCCCAGUACGCGGCGGCGUGCCAGGACCUGCUGCAGGCAGCAGCCACCGCACCGAUGCACGGAGCCAUCGCAGCCCUGCGGAGGUGCCUGCUCCAGGUGCCGGAGGUGGCCGCCUCCAUGCGGGCAGCAGAGCUGGCGCAGAGCUGGCAGGAGCUCCUCACCCGCCUGGUGACCACCACCAAGGACAUCACCUCCUUCCUUCUGGGCGCUCUGCAGAGCCAGCGAGGCCCCGGCACCGAUGAGCAAGCUGCGGCCCCAUCGUUUGCAGACAUGGGGAACGCCAUCGGCUCCCUCAUCAUGCUGGGGAAAGGCCGGGGGCAGGAGGAGGAGGAAGAGGAGGACUCAGUCCUGCUGUCGGAGGAGCACAGCCUGAUCCUGACCUGCUGCUGGGUGUCGGUGAAGGAGAUCGGGCUGCUCCUGGGGGGGCUGGCUGAGCUGCUGCUGGCCCCCCCAGCGCUGCCCACCGGAUGGGGGUCCCUCCUGCCACUCCCCACCCUGCAGACAGCCGCGAGGGUCUUCCAGGAAAUCCUGCUGCGGUGCCGGCACUGGCAGGAGAUCGGGCUGCUCCUGGGGGGGCUGGCUGAGCUGCUGCUGGCCCCCCCAGCGCUGCCCACCGGAUGGGGGUCCCUCCUGCCACUCCCCACCCUGCAGACAGCCGCGAGGGUCUUCCAGGAAAUCCUGCUGCGGUGCCGGCACUGGGGAGCGGUGGAGGGCUGCAGCAUGGGCUUCACCAAGUUCUGUGCCGCUCUGCUGAACCACCCGGACCCGGAGCUGCAGGCCAUCCCACAGAACAUGCUGGAGCAGGUACCAUGCUCGUUCUGCCCCAUGUCCCCCCUCAGUGUCCCCUGUGCCCCCCCAGCUGCCUGGCAGCCACAAUGCUGCAGGGCAGGGCUGACGGCCGGUCCCCACCCUGCAGAGCAGCUUCGGGCUCCAGCCAGCAGGUCUCCAGCCAUAUCUCGGGUGGGUUUUGCUCCUCAGGGCUUAGAAGCGCUGAGCGGACCCCGCAGCAGCUCGAUCACACGCCGUGCUGCCGGCUUCCCCAUGCUCUUCCUCUGCAUCGCCAGCGGGGAGGCCCCGGCGCAGGCACGGCCGCUGCUGACCCGCUGUGUCCAGACGCUGCUGGCCUUGGCCACCACAGCCCUGCCACAGGACUGGGACCAGACCCUCGACCUCCCGCAGGUGUGUGCCUGCCACGUGCUGCAGACGCUGGUGCGUGGCGCGGGGCUGGGUGGUGCGGUGCUGCGGCACGCCACGCCGAUGGUGGCCCUGGCCCUGCGGGGCUUAGGCUCCCCGUGUUGGGCCAUGAGGAACGCAGCCAUCCAGCUCUUCAGUGCCCUCACGUCCCGGCUGCUGGGCCAGCAGCGGAGCCGUGGGGAGGGCUGCCCGGCGGAGGGGGUGAGCCUGCAAGCCUUCCUGGGGCAGCACCUCCAGCUUGGCACCGUGCUGCUGGGCGAGCUGGGGACGGCCACCCUGCCCACACCGGGGGGGCCCCAGCUGCACCCCGCGCUCCACGCCGUCCUCACCCUCCUGGCCCAGCUGCAGCCCAGCGCUGAUGGCCCCGGCAGCCGCUCUGCUGGUUUCCUGGGGCCGCUGCUGGAGCUGGCAGGGAGCCCCAUCUUCGCCGUGCGCUCCAUGGCUGCCAAGGCACUGGUGCCCGUUGUCCCACCCCCCCAGCGCCGGGGUCUCCUCCUGCAGCUGGCCCGGCAGCUCCCCACCACCCCCAGAGGGGUCUGCUCACACAACGCCGUCCACGGGCGCCUGCUGCAGAUGCGGGCGCUGCUGGCCCCAGCUCCGGGCACCGAGGGGCUGUCGGCCGAGGCGCUGCGCCCUGUGGCCCUGGAGCUGGAGGCGCGGGGAUGGCUGCUCACCCCCGCCCAGCGCUGCCCCCUCGUCCGCGACGCCUUCCUCCAGGUCCUCGCCCUCCUGCCUGCCUCCUGUAGCCCCGGCUUCACCCAGAGCAUCCGUGAGGCCAUCAGUGCUGAGCUGGGCGGCCUCCCGCCGGGGGCAGAGCCGGGAUGUGCCGAGCCACAGGUGGGCUUGGCCAUCCUCCACCAAACCAUGGCCCGCUUCGUGUGCAGCGAGGGAGCCCGGCUGGCGGACGGCGAGCGGAUCGGCGCCGUCUGCUCCCUUCUCCAGCAGCCCAAUCCCGACGUCCAGCGUGCCGUCCUGAGCUGGGUGAUCUCCGGGGAGGGAGGAACAUGCGAGGAGCUGGAGAAGGCUCUGGGGCUGACCUUGCUGGAGAGCUUGCGGUCGGUGCUACAAGAGAGGAGGGACACAGAGUUCCUGAGAUUGUACCUUGAGGCUUUGCUGCAUCUUUACAGAGAACCCUCCUCCUGGUCCCAGGAAGCUUCCCGUAAGCUCCACGGCUCCUCAGCAGCGUGCCUGGAGAUGCUGCUGCACAUGCUGGAGGCUGAGAGUCCUGGCCCCGACCUCCUCUUCCAGGCGCUGUGUGCUGCCAGCCUGCUGCUCGCCCACCGGUGUGAGGAGGAGGAGGAUGGCCCGCUGGCGGAGCGGUGGAGCAGGGUGCUGGAGGAGUGCGGCCGGUCUGUCUCCUGUGCGGAGCUGCGGCUGGCGGCCGCCCGUGCCCUGCGGCAGGCGGGUGCCGUUGUGGUGCAGCGAUCCCUGCGUCCUCCCUGUCCCGCGCUCGUCCCCGCGGCGCUGCGGCUGAUAAACGUUGGCAUUCACCUUCUGCAAGACGAGGAGCGGGAGGUCCGGCACGAGGCCUCGGGAUUCGCCAGCCUCCUGCGGCAGGACCCAGCCGAGCCCCUCCGAGAUGGCUGCAUCUUUGUGCAGGACAACCUGGGCCUCCUGGGGCUCCUGCAGCUCCUCUCGGCAGAGUUCGGGGAGCACCCCGAAACCUUCGACUUGCUGCUGCAGCAUCUCCCUGUCCUAGAUGUCAAGGGCACCAUGGAGGAGCUGGAGGCCAACAAAGCCACCAGCCUGUACAAGGAGGACGAACCCAACGUUUUUGCGGAGCCGGCCAUCAUGGCCUGGCAGCUGCUCCCCAUCCUGCUGCAGCUCCUGGAGAAGGCUCCCGCUGGCAGCCCGCUCCGUGCCUCGGCUCUGCGGUGGCUGGUGGCCACGGGCCCUGGCAUCCUGCGCGACCUGCAGUACUGCAAGCACCACUGGAGCCAAGAGGCCGCUGCCAACCGAGGGAUGAAGGCACUGGGCUGUGCCAAGCUGCACAUGGCGGUGGCCGUGCUCCUGGUGAGGGCCCGGCUGGUGGCACGGGCGCUGCGGGCACUGGGGGACAGUGCCACCACUGUGCUGGGGCUGGACGGUGGAGCCCAGGAACUGGAGCAGGAGCUGGCGCUGGUGCAGGGGCUGCUGGCACAGCACGGGCUGGCCCCUGUGCCAAGCCAGGCCAGCGUGCCAGGGGAGCCAGGACCACCCUCCGGGGCUGCCUGACAGCUCUGGGCAUGGAGCAGCAUCACGCUGGAGCCCCACAGCCCUGAGGUUCUGGGUUCACGCUGCCACAUCCCUCUGUUUGCUGGAUGGUCUCUCUGGCCACCAGCCGGGACUGGGGGUUCGGUGGUGUAACUCAGGGGAACCCCACUCUCCAUGGGGGACACACUCCCUUUGUUCCCAUCGUUUUAUCACUCUCCAUCCCAAGGGCACCAGAGCAGCAUCACCUCAGCCCCUGCCCUCGCGUCUGGCUGGAAGGGGGGAUACACACACCCUGGAACCCUCACUCUGCCUUGUGCUGCUCAACUCCCACCGCCUUAUUUUUUUAACCGUUUUAGCUCCUCAUUUGCAGUGGGCUGACCCCCCCAGCCCUCCCGUGGGGAGCUAGAAAGCUGCGA
Messenger RNA from Calidris pugnax (ruff), 8765 nucleotides. RefSeq lists its product as uncharacterized. Gene Ontology annotation, cellular component: cytosol. The record is from RefSeq and is a predicted model, not a curated record. Gene Ontology annotation, biological process: tRNA methylation. Lineage: Eukaryota; Metazoa; Chordata; Aves; Charadriiformes; Scolopacidae.